AUGUCGCUCCCUGCCCCGGGGGAGGUUUGCUGGCAGGCCCCUGCCUUCGCCCUGUACGUGUUUACGAGCCAGCGGAGAAGAGCCGGGCGCCGGCGCCGCCGGGCCAGCGCCCUCUCCCGGGAGGCCGGCGGGGGAGAAGCGUCCCCUUGCCGCCUCGCAGGGCUCGCGGCAGCUUGUUUACCGCCUGCCGUCCCCUCCUCCCGUCCCGGCUGCCGGGGUAUUUUUGGGAAACACGGCUCAGCCUGUGCCUUCGGCCAGCUGCGUGCUCCAGUGACCCUUAUUGUCGCCAGCGUUAAACGAGACAAAAACCUCAUCGGGGAGCUGCGGAAGGCACAGUGCCAACAGCCACUUGUAGCAACCAUAGCCUCCACGGACAUGGGGCUUCUGCUGAGAGAUGAUGUGUUUGUCGACUUUUUCAACACAUUUCUGAAUCUUCCCGUUUUUGGCCAGACACCCAUUUAUAUCAGCAGUACAGGCCAGUGGAACCUCUGGCCAGAGCUGCCGAGCCACCUGGAUCCCAGCCCCCUGGCUUUACUGGCUUGGCUGGAAAAGCACCGGCUGCCUCACUUCUGCAAAUCCAGCCUUUGCCUCCACCUCGUCCUCUGCCAGAAGCUCCUGGGUUUCGUUCGGUCGGGGGAAGCAGCAAAACUGCUGAACUGGCAAAGCGCUGACCGGUGGCUACUGGAAAAGUGCAUCAGCGGGAGCCAGGGCAUGUGGCACUUCCGGGCCUUCAUCCGAGGAAUGGCAGGGGAAGAACUGACUAACUUCUGGCUCACUACUGAAAGGCUCCUGGAGCUUGAUGAGUCAGAUGAAAGGCAGAGUGACCUCUACCUGUCCUUGCUCCACAGGCUGAAAGCCACUCACCUGCGUGAAGGCUCCAGUGUCAUCACUCUCUGCAGGACCAUCACUGGGUCACUGCUGAAAGCCAGGCAUAUUCAGUCCAUCAGCACCAGGAGGGAGAUCCUAAGCAAGAUGCAGGAACAGGUCCUUUUUACAAUUCAGAGUUACUGGCUCCCUAAAUUUUUCAUCCACUGCAAGAUGGGCAUGAAGGAAGAGAAAUUGUGCUGGCCUUUGCUACAGGAAUAUCAGGAGCGUUUAUUAUGGGCCAACUCAGAGGAGCCCUCAGGCUUUCCAGAGAAUCUGUUCACGAUGCGUAUUAAAAAGAGUCAGGGUUUGUCAGGGCCCUACUGCAGUAAGAAGGCCAAAGUGGAGAUCUGGGCUCUGGUCAGGGAGGUAAGAGACAUCCAAGAAAUGAAGAUGCCCAGUUUUCAGGUGCAACCAGAAAGGCAGCCAGGGCCAGCUGGGAGCACAAAGGAAUCUUCUCUGGAUAAGGAUGUUUUGGAAUCAAUUCCACAGCAGUCAGAGCAUCCUGCAAACCCUGCCUUUGGAGGCGAAGGAGGAGCAACCUCUCCCAAAAGACCCAGACCUAAUUCAGAGCAGGUGCUUCACCUGAAAGACCUCUGUAAAGAGAAAGUCCUCUCAAACCUGUGCUCCUCUGCACCCGUUGCCCAGCUGCAAUCCCUGGAAAAACCAGUCAAGACCUUGGGUUUUCUUGCCUGGGCCCUUAGUGCUGAGACCUGUGCAGGAUGGCCCUUCAGGGACUUCUUGAAGUGCCAGGACCGGCCCAUGGAGACUCUUCUCCUGGACCUGUGGCAUGACCUGGAAGAAUUUCUGUCUGCGGUGCUGGACCCUAGCAGAGAAAAUAGUUUCUUCUUGCGUCAUUUGACUGGGGAGAAGAUAUGCAAGACCUACCUGGAGGAGGGCACCAUUCAGCAGCUUCCCUUGGAGACCAGGACCCUCAGGAGACUGCGGAACCAUCUGAUGUCUGGAGAAUUCUCCCCCUGGAUAUUCAGAGCUCAGGAGGAGAUUUGCAAGGUGCUCUACUGCUUCUAUGAGGAAUUUCUGGCUGAUGAUGACAGGAUGUUCCUCCAGUUUAUGUCUCCUCAGAGCAGUGUCCCAAUGCCCGAGAUGCAAGACCACUCAGUUGGGAAAGAAGAACGUUUCGUCCUGUCCCAGCGGAUAAACGAGUCCUUGAAGCUGAGCCAGGCCUUGCACGGCACAAGGAACUUGGAAGGUCUCUCCUCCAAGCACUGGCAAUUAAUUGCCACUCGGGACCUCCGGAAUGGGGGCUCCAUCCAGGCAGAGGCAGAACUUCUCCUGUGCAAUACCAACUCCCAGAAGAUGAUGUCAAAUGAGCUGGCUGUUCAGAAACUUUCACUGACUGUGGAUAGCCCAAGCAAGGAAAAUGAGCUUUUAAAUCUCAAAAGCCCAUCAGCUGGUGACUCCAGUCUGAGCAGGCUAGAAGCAGGCCAGAGAAAGUGGGAGGGCUUCUCUGAAGCAGAUGCCGAGGAGGUCAAACCAUGCAAGGUGAAGAGUUCCCACAGCACCCAGUGUCUCCUGUGCGAGGUCCACCAUGCAGACAACAGCAUGGUGGCUCUGGAGUCCUUUGCCCUGUGGACAGUUGUGAGCAGGCUCUGGCUGUCAUUUGAGGAAGAGGACAACCCUGUUCUGUCCCCACAGCUGUUGAACACAAGAACAAAAAGAAGAGGACUGUUCCUGCACUUCAUGAAAGUACUGCACAACCCUGACCACCUGCAGUUCUUCAAGCAGUUCCUUGAGGAGCACAAUGCAGAUAAGCCACUGCAUUUCUGGGUGGCUGUGAAGAAGCUGUCAGAAACCAACCCGAAGAUGAAGAGCUUCCUCAUUAGCAGCAUUGUCAGAAAUUAUUUUCAUGCUGAAACCCUAGCUGAGGAGCAGUUGAACUGCCACACUUCUACCAUCAAAGAAAUAAAUGAGGCUGAAGCAGUCAGCCUGCACAUGUUGUUGACAGCACAGAUCAUUGUCCAGAAAGCAAUGGUAAAACGAUGUUUUGCUCUCAUCAUGCAUCUCGCUGCCUGCAACAUGCAGUCAGAAAAGGAAGUUACUUCUCUCAAAAGGAAAGUCACCAUCAUCAGCAAACUCUUCUUGAACUCUGAUAUUCUGCCUAAAUUGUGGGUAAACAUCUCUGAAGAAGAAAUAGAUUUUAUCUGGAGUUUAUCUUCCAAGGGGCUGCCAAACUGUGUCAUCUACCACAGAGCCAAGGUCAUCAUCUUCCCCAUCCUGAUACAUUUCUGGAGAAGGUUCUGCACAUGGAAGGUGAUGAGGAGCUUUCAAGUCUCCAAGGACAGGGUGCAAAUCUCUUCACUUAGGACAAGAACCUCAUCCAAAUCAUCUGAUAUCUGCAGUCCAAGUAACCUAAGCACCUGUCCCCCUGCUCCACACUUAUACGGUGUGUGCACGGCCGGGAAGGUGGCAGGCAUAAAUCCAUCUCCAUCACCAGGCGUCACUGUGGUGCUGUCUCUGCCUUUACACAGACCGGAGGGGCCGGUCCUGCCGGAGAUUGGGCAUACUGCCUGCACCCCACUUCACGAGCAAGAGCAUACAUCAGGGGAAGGACAGACGUCCAAGGAAGAACAGAACUCCCAACAUAUUGUGAACACUGAGCAGGACAGGGGCGUACUCCAAGAAAGCUCUGAGCAGCCCAAUCACACUGCAUAA
This is a messenger RNA of Strigops habroptila (Kakapo), 3537 nucleotides long. It is a transcript of the gene RGSL1, whose product is annotated as regulator of G protein signaling like 1. NCBI's taxonomy places the organism in Eukaryota, Metazoa, Chordata, Aves, Psittaciformes, Psittacidae. The record is from RefSeq and is a predicted model, not a curated record.